This is a messenger RNA of Capsaspora owczarzaki ATCC 30864, 1331 nucleotides long. RefSeq names its product beta-centracetin. The transcript is spliced from 4 exons. The record is from RefSeq and is a predicted model, not a curated record. The coding region runs from base 13 to 1191 and encodes 392 amino acids. Lineage: Eukaryota; Filasterea; Ministeriida; Capsasporidae.
AGUUGUUUGACCAUGUCGUUGCACGAAGUGAUCAGCAACCAGCCUGUGGUGAUUGACCAGGGCUCGGGCAUGAUCAAGGCGGGCUUUGCAGGCGAUCUGGAGCCAAAGCACAUCGCACCGACGUGCGUUGGUCGGCCAAAGCACCGCCGCGUCAUGACGGACGCCGUGGAAGGAGCAUACUUUAUGGGUGGCAGGAUUGCGCAGCACCGGGGUCUGCUGCGCCUGUCGCACCCGAUCGAGCACGGCGUUGUCACCAACUGGGAGGACGCCGAGCGUUUGUGGCAGCACACCUACUCCAAGGAGGGUCUUGGCGUUGCGCCCGAGGAGCAUCCCGUGCUGCUGACAGAGCAGCCGCUCAACUCGACCCGCAACCGCGAGAAGGCUGCGUCGGUCUUCUUUGAGAACUUUAACGUUCCCGCGCUGUACUUUGCGCUGCCCGCUGUGCUCUCACUCUAUGCGUCAGGCCGCACCACGGGUGUCGUUCUGGACUCUGGCGACGGUGUCACAACUGCAGUGCCCGUGUACGAGGGCUUUGCGAUGCCCCUGUCUAUCAACCGCAUGGAUUUGGCCGGACGAGACGUUACCCGCCAGCUGCGUAUGCUCCUUCGCAAGGAGGGCUACGAUCUUCACACCAGUGCCGAGUUUGAUAUUGCGCGCACCAUCAAGGAGCGUGUGUGCUACUUUGAGCUCGAUCCCUCACGCGCAGGCGUUGAAUCCAGCUCGGAGCCGAGCACGUACACGUUGCCUGACGAGUCGAUCAUUGAGGUUGGUCAAGCGCGUCACCGAGCAGCUGAGAUUCUUUUCAAUCCCCAGCUGGCUGAUAAGGAGUACAUGGGCGUGCACGAGAUGGUGUACGACUCUGUUUUCAAGUGCGACAUUGACAUGCGCGUCACAUUGCUAUCCAACAUUGUGCUUUCUGGCGGCAGCACUUUGAUGCGAGGAUUCGGAAACCGUCUUGUGAAUGAGCUUCAUCGCGUUGUAAACAAUCCGGGCCGAUCAUCAUCAACGCAACAGACCGCCCAACGAAGCAACAUUCGAACAAUCCGCGUUUCGGCACCACGAGAGCGAUUGUACUCUGCCUGGAUUGGCGGCUCCAUCCUCGCGUCGCUCGAUGCAUUCAAGACAAUGUGGGUGUCCAAGCAAGAGUACGACGAUGUUGGCCCAAAUGUGUUGCACCGCAAGACUUUUUAAAAACAGCAGCAGUGUGCACUUUUGAAUGUGUGUGUGUUUUCUUGUUGUCAUGUUUGUUGGAUGCUUGUGACUAUUUUGUUUUGUGCAAAUAUUUUGUUUUGUGCAAAUACUGUGAAAGUGUGUCUUCGAGUGCGUCGCAA